AAUGUGGGGUUCGAUUUUGGUGAAUUUUGAUUGAUCCAUUGCAACAAUUUGGGGAAUUUUGCUUGACCCAUUUGGGCGCUUCACAGGAAGCUCUGUGAAAUCUUUGGGUGCUUUUGUUUUAGUCUGCAUUCGAGAAUUGAGGGUUUUCUUGUUCAAUACGUUCUGCGCCUAGGGCACGGCCUAUUUUUUUUCUUUCUUUUUCCUUGGGUAUUGGGUUGAUUUUUAGAGUAGACGAUAUGUCCUUGAAUCGAGAAGAACGAUUUUUAGCUGGGACCAAGUUAGAUAAUAGUUAUUUCGAUAAAGAAUACCCAAAUGAGAAGCUUGACCGAUUUGGUGAUUUUUGGGGUUUGAAUCGUGAAAUUGACAAAUUUCAUGAUCACAAAUCUGGAAAAACUGAGAUGAUUUCUGAUGGUAUUAGUGAUUUUUGGGAGUUGAAUUGUGAAAAGGGCAACUUUCAAGACCACAAAGAUGAAAACACAAAUAUGGGUUCUGAUGAUAUUGUUGAUCUGUUGCCGCAGGAUCCUUUUGAUAUGGAUAUUAGUACCAAAAUCACUGGUUGGUUAGAGGGUAUUAACAAAGAUUUUGGGUUAAAAGAUCUUGGUUUCUGUACAGAUGAGAUUGAGGUUGAUGUUCAAUUGUAUGCGGAAUUUAAUAUUGUUGUAAAAGGGGCAAUCAGAGUUCACCAGGAUGUAGGGGAAAACUCCUAUGUGUCUGAGAUUGAUAUAGGAGAGGGAUUGCCGAUGGAUGUUGAGAUUGAGGAUGUUAUGAAUUCCUGUUAUUGGGUUUUUAGAGAUGCAGCUCAGGAAGAUCAGUCGGACAUGAAUGAUCAUUGUGAUGCAGAUGGAGGUGCUCCUUCAGAUGCGCUGUAUUUGUCCCUUAAUUAUCUUGGAUUGAGGGACCUUCUUUCUGUUGAAGGGGUUUGCAAAGCUUUAAGAGAUGUGGUGCGUAGUGAUCCACUUCUGUGGAGAAAUAUUCACGUUGAUUAUCCAUUGAGUAAUAAGAUCACAGAUGAUGUUCUUAUAAAGUUGACGGACAGGGCUCAAGGCCAUCUUCAUUCUCUGAGUCUUGUGCACUGCCCAAGGAUCACUGAUAGUAGUUUGAAUUGUGUGCUUGAAAGGAAUUCUAGCCUGAAAAAGCUUAGUGUCCCAGGAUGUGUGAGACUCACAGCUGAUGGUAUUCUCCGGAACUUAAAGGUCUUAAUGUCUGCAGGAAAACCCAGACUUAAGUACCUUGGGGUUAAUGGAUUAUUUGGUAUGACACACCAACACUUUGAAGAGUUCAAGGUCUUGUUAGGUGUUGAUAGCAGCAAGCUGCCAUCUACUCGUAAACCACGGUUUCUCCAAGGUGGCCAGUUAUCUGUGUCUUCUGAUGAUGAUUACGCUAUUGAUAUUGAAAUAUGCCCGAAAUGCCAGCAGCUUAGAGUAGUCUAUGAUUGCCCCUCAGAAAGUUGCCAAAAGAAGAAAUCUACUGCUCAGUCGUGCAGAGCUUGUACUAUCUGCAUUAAACGUUGUAUCAACUGUGGGCGGUGCUUAAAUAAUUGUGAAUAUGAGGAAUUAUUCAGUUUCGACAAUCUGUGUUUAGAUUGCUGUAGGGAUUGCUAUAGGGAAUUUUUGGAUCACCAAGAGAGGCAAGAGAGGAUUACUGUUCCACUGGAAAAUCCUGUUCCUAAGCAGACAAGCUGCCAUUUCUUCUUUUGUGGCUAGAACAUGCAGUAGGCAAUGCUUCUUUUGCCUAUGAGUAUCAAAUUGAAAGGAGUUCUUGAGUAUUUUAUAAUUGCUGGUUGUGGUGCCACUGGAAUCUGAUGAUUGUGGAAUUGGAAGGAAAAAGAUGACAGAUGUGAAAGCUAUCUCCUACCAGGCAGGCUUUUGUCAGUAAUGGUAUUGUGAAGUGAAGGAAGUGUGGACAGGGUGGGGCUUGCAGAGGGUUCGACUCCUUACACAACUCGCACUAUAGUGACGCUGAAUGUUGAGAUAGAGAGAGCGGUGGAAUUGUAUGUGUUUUGGAUACAACUUUUCACUAGGCGAUUGAGAGGAGGAAGUUCAGUGAAUGGUGAAUAGCUACAUUUAUGGCUGAAAUAUAGCCGGAGUGUGCUUAUAUGAUUUCACCAAUUGUGUUUGUAUUUGGACUAGACCAUCAAUCACCAACUAGAUCUGCAGAUCCAGAAAGUAAACACCAACUUCUUGGUGAAGUGAAGGAAGAAAUUUGGCAUCAAUGUUGAGGUGAAAGGGAAACGCACCUGCCAUUGAUGCGUUAGCAAUUAAGAACAAGGGAAAAAAAUGUUGAGGUGGUAUGCAUUUGCUUCCAGUUCCAGUGUAUUCUAUAUCGUUAUUGUAGAACUGAAUUAUCUGCUGUUGAUAGUGAAGUUUUCAUCAUCAGAGCCACCCGUAGCUCAUCUUCAAAGCCUUAAAGAGAAGGGUGAGGAGAGUACUGUGGAUUUCAUCAUCAGUGUAUUCUGUAUGAUCAUAUUUGAUCUUUGAGUGUUCUCUCAUGCCUGAAAUCAGAUUCACAGGUGUCAAUACCAACGCUUGGCACAGUUGUUCUCGCACAACCAGUAUCUUCCUACAUAACCUGCAACUACACACCUUCACUCCAUGCUUCUUGCAGUGGGUUUAAGUGUUCUGAAGUUCUUCAAUGGCUUUGCUCGUCGGUGGUUGAUAUUGUUCUUAGAGCCUGGAGCACUGCAGUGCGGGAAGCCUUUAGCAUUGUUACUGGUUGUCUUCCUCUUAAGUGAUCAUGUGUAUCUGUAAGCAUAUUUUAUACAAUUCUUGGUUGUCCCCAAGCAUAUUACAGAAAACUUGUCUUCUUAUAAGGAAAAUGAAGUCUGCUGUAGCUGAUGUGCAUGUAUUUUCAAAGGCCUAGUGCAUAUGCUCCUGUAAUCAGUUCAGAGCUUAUGAAACAGUUUGGUGGUCUGA
This is a messenger RNA of Solanum verrucosum, 2912 nucleotides long. RefSeq names its product F-box protein SKIP14. Bases 237 to 1703 code for a protein of 488 amino acids. The transcript is spliced from 2 exons. NCBI's taxonomy places the organism in Eukaryota, Viridiplantae, Streptophyta, Magnoliopsida, Solanales, Solanaceae. Gene Ontology annotation, molecular function: protein binding. Gene Ontology annotation, cellular component: cytoplasm. The record is from RefSeq and is a predicted model, not a curated record.